This is a messenger RNA of Paramecium pentaurelia, 3295 nucleotides long. The record is from the annotation of a GenBank genome assembly. Lineage: Eukaryota; Ciliophora; Oligohymenophorea; Peniculida; Parameciidae.
AUGAAGGUAUGUAUUAUGUUUAUAAUAAUAUUAGUUAGCUGCAUCUGAAGCAUUCAAGAAACUAAAAUUGAAACAUUAUUAAUAGGCUAAAGUUACUACAACCAAGUUUUAUUAAACAAAACCUUUUUUUUCAAUGCCUGAAUAAGUUGAAAAAGAAUCUGGUGUAUUAGCACCAAAAAGAGUUAAUUAAGUUGAUUUAUUUAAAAGAUAUACUUAUGAAGUAUUACCUGCUCUUGAAUAAUCAGUAGAAUUGGAUUUACUUGAAAAAGUAUUUUAAAAAGUAGAUCCUGUAGUAAGAGAAUCAAUUACAUAAGUAAAAUAUAAUCAAAUCAUAUUAGGCCUAUAUUAGAAAGUAAGUUGAAUAAUUAGCCUAAUAACCAGAUCCAACAUCAAUAAAAGAUCUUGAAGACAAUACUAAAAGUAAUAUGCCAAGAGAAAAAGCAAAAUUAUUUUUACAAAAUUGGUUAGAUUUAAAUCCUAUCUAAAUUGGAAAAUGGAUUCCCUUAAAUUAUGAAUUAUUUAAGAAAACAUUCAAAUUUUUAUCUCCAGGUGAUUUCCAAAAAAACCUAAUUGAAUUAUCCAAAAAUUUCUCACUUAUGAUGACAGAUGAAGGAUUUAAAACAAUUGAUUAUGUUGAUUCAAGUAAAAGAAUACCACAAAUAUUCAAUUAUAAAAAGUUAUCUAAAGAUAAUUUCAAAAAAGAAGGAUAUUUUAUUAUUAUGUUUAAUGUCUUAAAAGGAGAUUUUAAUGAUGAACUUAAGAAACAUAGAAAUAAUGAAUUAUUUUAAAGAAUAUUUGCAACAAGUGUUAAUUUUGAUGCCUUAUUGACUGUUAUAUUGAAUCAUUGGGAAUUAGUAUAAUAAUUAAGAACUCCAGAAUAAAGAAAAGAAUUCUUUAAAUCUCUUGUUGAUUAAUUAUUGGAAAAGAUUGAUAAAUAAUAACCUAAUGCAUCUAUGCCUGAACUAUUAUUUUCAACUGUAAAAACAUUACAAUUUAAAGAUUUUACUUUGGAUCUAACAUAAUAUGUAAAUAAUCCAUUUCCAGUUCCAAAAACAUUAAUUGAAAAUAGAUUUGGAGUAUUAAAUCAAUUAAUAAAUUAUAGGAAUAAUACUAUGGAUAUUCAAGUAAUUUACUUUUCUAUGGAGAUCAUGGUGCUGGUAAAUCUGGUGUAUUAAUGUAAGCAAUUAUGUAUGCAUAAUAAACUGGAUGGAUAGUUGCAGUUGUUCCAUCUGGAUAUAAGUAUUAAAUAAAUUAAUAGUAUUUUAGUUGGACUUCAUUAAAAUAUGAAGCUAAAAGACAUCCUAAAACUGGAUUAUAUAUGUAACCAAAAGCAGCUUAAGAAUGGUUAGAAUAAUUUAAAGAAGCUAAUCAAGAACAUUUAAAAACCUUUUAAGUAGAUUUAAGUCUUUAUGGUAAAUUCAAUUUAAGUGGUGUUCAUGAUAAUGAUCCUGAUCCUUGUCCCAAUUUAUAUGAUGAAAGAAGAUAAUAUCAUUUCAAAGAUUUUGAGAAAUUUAUAACUAAAGAAGAAAGAGAUUUUGAAGAAGCCCAAGAUUAAAUUAUGUCUGCAAGAAUUACAUUGAAAAUUCCAAAACCUUAAUACUUAUAAGAGAUUAUUGAUUAUGGUAUUUCAAAUGCUCAUUAUGCAACUAAUGCUGUUUAUGAAGUAAUGGAAUAAUUAUAUAAUACUGAAAAAUAUAAAGUAUUAGUAGCUGUUGAUGGUAUUAAUUGGUUUUAUAGACCAUCACAAUUACCAUCAUUUCGUUAUGAAUCUGAUAAAGAUUUAAGGGUAAUUAUAUUUUAUUCAUUAUUUUAAGGGACAUGUACCACCAUAUCAUAUGUCAUUACCUAGAUUAUUUAUGCAUUUUGAUNAAAAGGAGAUUUUAAUGAUGAACUUAAGAAACAUAGAAAUAAUGAAUUAUUUUAAAGAAUAUUUGCAACAAGUGUUAAUUUUGAUGCCUUAUUGACUGUUAUAUUGAAUCAUUGGGAAUUAGUAUAAUAAUUAAGAACUCCAGAAUAAAGAAAAGAAUUCUUUAAAUCUCUUGUUGAUUAAUUAUUGGAAAAGAUUGAUAAAUAAUAACCUAAUGCAUCUAUGCCUGAACUAUUAUUUUCAACUGUAAAAACAUUACAAUUUAAAGAUUUUACUUUGGAUCUAACAUAAUAUGUAAAUAAUCCAUUUCCAGUUCCAAAAACAUUAAUUGAAAAUAGAUUUGGAGUAUUAAAUCAAUUAAUAAAUUAUAGGAAUAAUACUAUGGAUAUUCAAGUAAUUUACUUUUCUAUGGAGAUCAUGGUGCUGGUAAAUCUGGUGUAUUAAUGUAAGCAAUUAUGUAUGCAUAAUAAACUGGAUGGAUAGUUGCAGUUGUUCCAUCUGGAUAUAAGUAUUAAAUAAAUUAAUAGUAUUUUAGUUGGACUUCAUUAAAAUAUGAAGCUAAAAGACAUCCUAAAACUGGAUUAUAUAUGUAACCAAAAGCAGCUUAAGAAUGGUUAGAAUAAUUUAAAGAAGCUAAUCAAGAACAUUUAAAAACCUUUUAAGUAGAUUUAAGUCUUUAUGGUAAAUUCAAUUUAAGUGGUGUUCAUGAUAAUGAUCCUGAUCCUUGUCCCAAUUUAUAUGAUGAAAGAAGAUAAUAUCAUUUCAAAGAUUUUGAGAAAUUUAUAACUAAAGAAGAAAGAGAUUUUGAAGAAGCCCAAGAUUAAAUUAUGUCUGCAAGAAUUACAUUGAAAAUUCCAAAACCUUAAUACUUAUAAGAGAUUAUUGAUUAUGGUAUUUCAAAUGCUCAUUAUGCAACUAAUGCUGUUUAUGAAGUAAUGGAAUAAUUAUAUAAUACUGAAAAAUAUAAAGUAUUAGUAGCUGUUGAUGGUAUUAAUUGGUUUUAUAGACCAUCACAAUUACCAUCAUUUCGUUAUGAAUCUGAUAAAGAUUUAAGGGUAAUUAUAUUUUAUUCAUUAUUUUAAGGGACAUGUACCACCAUAUCAUAUGUCAUUACCUAGAUUAUUUAUGCAUUUUGAUGGUCAUAAAAUAAAAAAUGGUACUAAAAUAACUGCAUCUUCUAUUUACAAAUUAUUUUAACAUGAUUUUUAACCUAAACAUGUACUCUUACCUUAAAAAUAUGGUAUAAAAUUAAAUGGAGCACCUUUGGAUAUGUUUAGAUCAUUCUGUGAAUAUGGAAUUUAAACAGGAAUGUGGAAAUGUGAUGAAUUUUCUUAAACUACUAUUGAAUAAUUUUGGAUGGAAACUUAAGGUAAUUAUUUUGAAGCAAUUAAAUGUAUGAAAGUUCAUUGGAGAGAUAUAUGAUAAUGU